GGUUUAAGAAACAAGAUAUUUUACUGUGCAUGUGACGUGGAUAGAUUGCACUUUAUUAGGUGCAAUGGAUCCCAGCACUCAAAGGCUGUUUCAGAGAGUUGCGGAAAAACUCGGAUGGGACAAACCUGAGGCUCUAGAUCGAGCUGCGGAAGAGUUGAAAGAGAGCUUGAAAAGCAGACGACCUACUACUGGUAGCUAUGGCGCAGAGGCUGCUUUGAGGAAAGAUACUUCGCGUAAACCCCAACUUUCAGACAGCGACAGUUCGGGGAAGGAGAAUCAAUGUGGAAAGGGAAAUCCUCGCUCAAAUCUUCUUGCAGAUAAAGUUACUCCCAGACGUACUUGCAAACAAAUUUCAUCUGCUAAGAAAAUAAGGGAACCGAUUCCUGUUUUCUCCUCAGACAGUGAUGACGAUGAUUUUGAAAUCUUUUUGAGUUGUGUAAGAACACCAAAAACUCAACCCAGCCUGCAGUCUGUGAGUGGCAGUGAUGACAGCCUUAAACAUUUUAUAGUGGAUGACUUAACCUCUGAAGAUGAUUUUGUUGUUGGGGAGAAGAAGCCAUCUGUUUCUAACGACAAACAGAAGCACCCAAAACCCCCUGGGUUUGUCAAGAGGUGGCAGAGGAAGGCUCCCUCUCAAUAUGAUUCCCCAGUCUUUCUCAGUGAUGAUGAUGAUGAUGAUGAUGACAGAGACACCUGGAAGGCCCAGAAAGCCCUGACUACAUGCAGUGGGAGGUGCAGUGACACAGGCAGCUCUGAUGAUGAUGAGUUCCUGUCCUUGCUGGACCGAAUCAAGAAGAACCAGAAAUUGGGAAGCAGUAGCAUGCAAGUUUCUCCUAAACUUCCUGAAGAACCUAAAGUUACAACAGCCUGUUGGACUCCAUCUGUUAAGGGCCAGAAAGGCAGUGACUGGGCACCAGUAACAGAAUCUCUGUUGGACAGGACUCGAGAGCAGCUCCAUAUUAGUAGACCUGUGAGCCACAGUGAGCCACGAACAGCCCCCAGCAGCAGAGUGGCAGUAUGUAAAAUCCCAGGCUGCUUUUUGCAGUCUCUGUCCAUCCCUGGCCCCAUGUACUGCCGUAACUUCAAACAGAACAAGCAGGAGCUCACCAGCAAACUCUACCAACUUUAUAACUCCAGCGUAUUUGACAGCAAGCUACCCGCAGACAUGACAGUCACCUGGAAUAGAAAAAUGAGGAAAACUGCAGGAUAUUGUAUUACGGGACAAGAGCGAGGCACAAGCAAACGGUAUGCCCGCAUUGAACUGUCAGACAAAGUCUGUGAUUCUGCAGAUCGGUUAAGGGAUACGCUAGUUCACGAGAUGUGCCAUGCAGCCACAUGGCUGAUAAACAAUGUACGAGAUGGGCACGGCCCUUUCUGGAAGCUCUAUGCACGUAAAGCCAUGCUGGCUCAUCCUGAGUUACCAACGGUCACCCGUUGCCACAGCUACGACAUCAACUACAAGUAUCAGUACCAGUGUAGCCGCUGCAAAAACACCAUUGGUCGCCACUCCAAGUCACUUGACACACAGAAGUUCGUAUGCGCCUUGUGUAAGGGGCAGCUGGUGCUUCUCACAACAUCUAAGCCGCGGAGGCCCACGCCCUUUGCUGCAUUUGUGAAGAACAACUACGUGUCAGUGCGACAAGAGCUCACUGGCCAGAGUCAUGCUGAGGUCAUGCGCAAGCUCAGCGCUGACUUUGCCAGCAAGACACACCUCAGCAACAACUGAUAUCAGAAUUUUAGAACAAUUCUGAUGCUUUUCCUGUACUGAAUGUGAUAACGUGUCAUGUGGUGCUUUGCUGCACUAGCUUUUUCUGUGGUUAUUUACCUCACUGAAUCCAGGCCAUUGGUGUGGGCAUUACAUUUCCAUCGUGUUUUGUAAAGACACUGGGUUGGCAUGUCAUAAGCACCUUUCAAUGGCUGUGAAAGGCCCACUUUUACAGAUUUAAGCAUAUGUAGUUAUUGUGGCAGGGUUGGUAUUGUCAGAUUUUAAUACUUUCAUCUUUGUGUCCUGUUUGUGUCUCGAUGUUCAAUAAAC
Molecule: messenger RNA, 2035 nt
Organism: Electrophorus electricus (electric eel)
Lineage: Eukaryota; Metazoa; Chordata; Actinopteri; Gymnotiformes; Gymnotidae
Source: RefSeq, a predicted model, not a curated record